AAGAGAACAGAAAAAGGGAAAGAGUGGCGAAUUCGGCGACGCCGCGACGGGUUCCGUCGUUCCUCCCUCGUUCAAGGCGACGAGCGGGAGCCGGGUGGCCUAGUAACGGCGCGGCGAGGGCCAUGGUCUGUCCGUGCUUCUCAGUUGCGUGCGAUAAUUUGCUCCUCUGGAGUCCCUAGGUGAAAUUAUUGGUAGGUACCUGACAUUUGCGAAAUAUCUGGUGAUUUUGCGGCGGCCAGGUAGACACUGGCACGGUGUUGUGGGCACUUCCCUCUUUGCCCGGUGCAAAGGGUGCUCCCGUUCGAUUUGGUAGCGCGGGUUCGUGCUGCCACGCAAAGCAUGCCGAAGGGAGGAAUUGGUUUUGUGUGCUGCAUAGUGUUGUAGGUAACCAGACAAAAUACAUGGUUCACCUGUGAUUUGGUUCUUUAAAUGCCUUUGUGCAGCAAAACUAAUCCAAUCUGCAACGCCUUGCCAUUUACUAACAUGGGUUUGAUGGACUGCACCAGUUACAUGGCUUGUAUAGGAGGCUUUCUCAUAUUUCCCCCAACAGCACCGGGAUUAAUUUCACCAGGACAAGUAAUCAAAGAAAGGCACAUGGAAUUCAGGAAGCACCCAUUGCGUGCAUUUGGUGGUUCGGAGACGAGCAAGACAAUUCUUGAUGUGUCAGGAGUUUUGGAAAGGCUUCAUACAAUCAUCCAGUGACACUACCAUUAUGGCUUUUUUCAAGCCAUCUCUGGUGUUCUGUUCGGUUCUUACUUUCCUUAGCCUGAAUUGCGGUCCAUCUCAUGUAUUUGCCAAGGUUUAUAUGGUGGUGAUGGAGGAUGAUCCAGUAAUUUCUUACAAAGUGAACCGCAAGCAUGUAAUGAGAGGCGAGGAAGCUCAGAAGUACAAACAAGUGGCCACAACUAAGCAUGACAGCUUCCUGGACUCAUUUCUCCCAAUGGGAUCUUACAAGAAACUGUACAGUUACACGCACCUGAUUAAUGGAUUUGCUCUCCAUGCUGAAUCUGAGAAGACGGUUAGAAUUCUUAGCCGUGCAAAAGGAGUUAGACUUAUCCAAGAAGACAUCAAAAUGGUCAAGAUGACAACGCACACUCCAAAUUACAUUGGAGCUAGUGGAGUCUGGCCACUCCUGGGUGGUGCUGAAAAUUCUGGUGAUGGUGUGGUGAUUGGCAUGAUUGAUACCGGCAUCGACCCCAAGAACCCAAGCUUUGUUAGCAGCAACUUGUCAAGCCAAGCAAAAUCACCACCAGCUAGUUUCAAAGGAACAUGUCGUGCUGGGAAUAGAUUUCCUCCAGAUUCAUGCAACGGUAAGAUAGUGGGAGCUAGGUGGUUUGCACGUGCUGCUCAAGCGACUGGAGAGUUCAAUGCUACAGUUCACUAUGCAUCUCCUUACGAUUCAGAUGGUCAUGGCAGCCACACCGCAUCGAUUGCAGCUGGGAAUUUCCAUACGCCAGUAAUAUCCGGAGGCUACAGCUUUGGGUAUGCAAGUGGCAUGGCCCCCGGAGCUCGACUUGCAAUCUACAAAGCUGCUUAUCCUUUUGGUGGAUAUAUGUCAGAUGUGAUAGCUGCAGUCGACCAGGCUGUAGAGGAUGGUGUGGAUGUUAUAAGUCUUUCCAUGGCUCCUUCUGCAGUUUCAUCUGGGCCAGCAUCUUUCCUCAAUUUGCUUGAGGCACAACUGCUCCUUGCCACCAAAGCUGGAGUCUCAGUUGUUCAAGCAGUUGGCAAUGCAGGCCCAGAUGAGAACACAAUCGUCUCUUUCAGCCCAUGGAUAUUAAGUGUUGCUGCUUCGACAACAGACCGGAAGUAUAGAAAAUCAAUCAUAAUUGGCAAUGGGAAAGCCUUCUCCUGUGGCGCUCUUUCUGCACCAACACCAGGUGAAACAAUGUACCCACUAGCAUGGGCUGAUGAUGUGAUCGUUGAGAAUUCAACUGACGAUGGGUGGUAUAACAAAUGCCGAGAUCCAAGGAUCUUCAUCAAACCUCUUGUCCAGGGAAAGUUGAUUGUUUGCAUGUUUGACUCAUCAGACUACUAUGAUGACAUCAGCCUUUCUAGCAUCAUUGAUACGAUUCAGAAAAUUGGAGCUGCUGGAGUCAUCAUCACUGAUCAUUCUUCGCACGACGUUGACAUUGAAUUUGAGCCUACAUUUCCCACAACAGUGCCUUCAGCUAUACUCCUGAAGGGUUCCGACAUGCGGGCUCUACUGCGGUACUAUAACAACAACACGGUUCGAGAUGAUGACGGAAACGUUGUGAGCUUCGGAGCCACUGCCCGGAUUCUGGAGGGACGGCAUGCAACCUACACGGGAGAAUCACCCGUCGUCGCCGAUUACUCGUCGAGAGGACCGGACGUGGAGAACUCACAGAUGCAGCCGGCAGAGGUGCUGAAACCGAACGUCAUGGCGCCAGGGCAUCUCAUAUGGGGAGCCUGGAGCCCGACGAGCACCGCCCUGCCAGAGAUCCACGGCGAGAGCUACGCGCUGCUGUCGGGCACGAGCAUGGCCGCGCCGCACGUCGCCGGGGUGGCUGCCCUGAUCAAGCAGAGGCACCCGGCGUGGAGCCCCGCCAUGAUCAUGUCGGCGAUCAUGACGACCGCGGACGCGACCGACCGGUCGGGGCGGCCCCUGAUGGCGAGGGGCGAGGAGGGCUCCCUGGACCCGGCGACGCCGUUCGACAUGGGGGCCGGCGCCGUGAACGCGGCGCGCGCCCUGGACCCCGGGCUGGUGUUCGACGCCGGGUACCUGGACCACCUCCAGUUCCUGUGCGCGGUGCCCGGCGUGGACGACGCCGCGGUGCUCCGCGCGGUUGGCGCGCCGUGCCCGCCGCCGCGCGCGGGCGGUGCGGCGCGGUGGUGCUCGGACCUGAACUCGCCGAGCGUGACGGUGGCGAGCCUGGUGGGGUCCCGGCGCGUGGAGCGGCGGGUGACCAGCGUGGGCGCGCAGAACGAGACGUACGCGGCGUACGUGCGCGCGCCUGAGGGCGUGGCGGUGCGCGUGUCGCCGGCGCAGUUCGCCAUCGCGCCCGGCGCGACGCGGGCGCUGCGGAUCGUGCUCAACACCACCGCGCCAGGGAACGCAUUCAGCUUCGGGGAGGUGGUGCUCAGGGGCGACAGGAAGCACCACGUCCGGAUCCCCCUCGCCGUCUACCCCGCCGGGACGCUGGGCCCGUGAACUCGGGCACGAGACCGUGUGCCACCCGUAGCUCAUAAUACGCGUGUACGCGCAAACAGAGCUUGUGUGUUCUUCCGAUGUACACGUACAUGUACGGGGCUCGUUCCCGUUCCAUAAUGUAGAGCCAUGUUGGGAACGCGGGAAGUCCUGUGGAAUUCGAAUGUUCGGAACAUGCAAACCUUGAGACAGACAAGGGGCUCUUGGCUCUUGAGAUCGUGA
Molecule: messenger RNA, 3388 nt
Organism: Setaria italica (foxtail millet)
Lineage: Eukaryota; Viridiplantae; Streptophyta; Magnoliopsida; Poales; Poaceae
Product: subtilisin-like protease SBT2.5
Exons: 10
Coding region: 659-3169 (836 amino acids)
Biological process (GO): proteolysis
Molecular function (GO): serine-type endopeptidase activity
Source: RefSeq, a predicted model, not a curated record